Rhodamnia argentea is the source of this 1998-nucleotide messenger RNA. Its product is annotated as probable inactive receptor kinase At2g26730. The record is from RefSeq and is a predicted model, not a curated record. Gene Ontology annotation, molecular function: ATP binding; protein kinase activity. Gene Ontology annotation, biological process: protein phosphorylation. The transcript has 2 exons. NCBI's taxonomy places the organism in Eukaryota, Viridiplantae, Streptophyta, Magnoliopsida, Myrtales, Myrtaceae. Bases 1 to 1998 code for a protein of 665 amino acids.
AUGCUGAAUUCCCCAGAAACGCACCUCCACCUUCUCAUGUUCAGCAUAAUGCGCUCUUCGAUGUCGCUUGGAAAAUUCUUCCUAACCUCACUCAUCUUGCUGCUAAACCACAGGAUCACUGCAAGUAGUGCUCUGCCGCUAGGUUACGAUGGAGACGAGAGAGAGGCUCUUUAUGUUCUGAGAGCUGCUUUCAACAACUCUCUCUUGAACAGUAACUGGAGGGGCAUACAUUGCUAUAUGGACGACCCGCCGAGAUGGUACGGAAUUCAGUGCAACAAUGGCCGUGUCACAGUUAUAGCACUGGAAGGUAUGGGGCUGAAGGGGGUAGUCAAUUCCGAUGCCCUCAUUCACUUCUCCGAGCUGUCCAUCCUGAGCUUCAAGAACAAUGCACUUUUGGGCAAUAUAAUGAAUUUUUCAGGAAAUCAGAAGUUGGCCCAAAUCGACCUCUCGGGGAACAAGUUCCAUGGUCCAAUCUCGGAGUCGCUCCUGAGUCUAGCUUUACUAGCAUCAUUGAAGCUCCAGAACAACAACUUGUCAGGGAAAAUACCGGAGUUCAAUCAACCUACCUUGAUCUACUUUAAUGUGUCAAACAACAAUCUAGGUGGGCAAAUCCCAUUGACGCAAGUUGUUCAAUCAUUCAGCUUGGAUUCAUUCUCGGGCAACCUGGGACUAUGCGGAUCGCCCACACAUAAUUCCUGUAAUAACUCCAGCGUCCACGACUCGGUGAGCGAUGGCCCAUCAUCUUCCAAUCCUUCUGGAACUGCAGAUAAUGAUACUAAAAAAAGCAAACAGUCUUCCAUUUCUGGCUAUGCUUUUCUUUUUCUGCUGUUCGCCGUGGUGGCUCUACUUGCUGUGAUCUUGCUGUUAAUCUUGUACAACAAGAAGGCCAAGGAGCUCAAAAAUAUUGUGACCCAACAGAAUCGGCGAGCUGUAGAAGCAGAGGACAAGAAAGAAGACAAAAGCGAGGCGGUCGAGAGCGGUACAGUUGUUGAGAGAGGAGAAGAUAGAGGGAAGCUUAUAUUCUUGGAAAACGGUGGAGGGUUUGAAUUGAGUGAUCUUUUGAAAGCAUCUGCCGAGGGACUUGGGAAAGGCAUCUUCGGCAACACUUACAAGGCAAUCUUGGAUAACGGGAAGGCCCUUGUGGUGAAGAGAAUGAGGGAUCUGAAGCCGAUGACCAGCGAGGAGUUCACGAGGCAAUUGCAGUUGCUCGCCAAUCAGAAGCACCCAAAUCUGAUUCCUCCUCUUGCCUACUUCUUCUCUAAGCAAGAGAAGCUGUUGAUCUACAGAUAUGCAGAGAAAGGCAACUUGUUCAACCGCAUUCAUGGUGGAAGGGGAAGCAAAGAACGGGUCCCAUUCAGGUGGAACUCCAGACUAUCAGCUGCUCGAGGUGUGGCUCGAGCCCUACAGCACCUGCACGCCAACUCAAGAACAAAUAACAUCAUUCCCCAUGGGAACCUCAAAUCGACCAAUGUCCUCCUCAAUCAAAACAACAUUAUCCUUGUCUCUGACUACGGCCUCUCUUCUCUCAUCGCGCUCCCCAUCGCCGCGCAAUCCAUGGUCUGCUUCAAAUCCCCUGAAUACCAAACUACACGACGGAUCUACCCGAACACUGACGUCUGGAGCUACGGUUGCAUGCUUAUCGAACUACUCAGUGGCCGAGUCUGCGCCAAUGCAGCCCCACCAGGAGUCAAAGGCGUGGAUCUCUGCAGCUGGGUCCACCGGGCAGUGAGAGAGGAAUGGACUGCUGAGAUCUUUGACUCUGAGAUAUCAGUGCAGAGAAGUGCUGCCCACGGGAUGCUCCAGUUGCUGCAGAUUGCAAUCCGGUGUUGUGACAAGUCGCCAGAUAAGCGCCCUGAGAUGGCGGAGAUUGCACAGGAGAUUGAGAAAAUGAAGGCGGCUGUUGAUUCCGAGGACGAGGAGGACGUGUCGGUCGAGCGGUCCCUCACUGAUGAGUCUUUCGCAACCACAUCGUCCAUUGCUGCAGCUGAUGACAGAUGA